Molecule: messenger RNA, 1540 nt
Organism: Talpa occidentalis (Iberian mole)
Lineage: Eukaryota; Metazoa; Chordata; Mammalia; Eulipotyphla; Talpidae
Gene: ADRM1
Product: ADRM1 26S proteasome ubiquitin receptor
Exons: 10
Coding region: 64-1284 (406 amino acids)
Biological process (GO): ubiquitin-dependent protein catabolic process
Cellular component (GO): nucleus; proteasome regulatory particle, lid subcomplex; cytoplasm
Molecular function (GO): proteasome binding; ubiquitin binding; endopeptidase activator activity
Source: RefSeq, a predicted model, not a curated record
GGCGCCGAGGAGGAAGAGCGAGUCCGAGCGGCGCCUCUCGGCCGAGUCUCGGCGCGGGCCAGGAUGACGACGUCGGGCGCGCUGUUCCCCAGCCUGGUGCCGGGCUCCCGCGGCGCCUCCAACAAGUACCUGGUGGAGUUCCGGGCCGGGAAGAUGUCGCUGAAGGGCACCACCGUCACCCCCGAUAAGCGGAAAGGGCUGGUGUACAUCCAGCAGACGGACGACUCCCUCAUCCACUUCUGCUGGAAGGACAGGACGUCGGGGAACGUGGAAGAUGACCUGAUCAUCUUCCCCGACGACUGCGAGUUCAAGCGCGUGCCCCAGUGCCCCAGCGGGAGGGUCUACGUGCUCAAGUUCAAGGCGGGGUCCAAGCGCCUCUUCUUCUGGAUGCAGGAGCCCAAGACUGACCAGGACGAGGAGCACUGCCGCAAGGUCAACGAGUAUCUCAACAACCCCCCGAUGCCUGGUGCCCUGGGGGCCAGCGGCGGCGGCGGCCACGAGCUCUCAGCACUGGGUGGGGAGGGCGGUCUCCAGAGCCUGCUGGGGAACAUGAGCCACAGCCAGCUCAUGCAGCUCAUCGGGCCCGCCGGCCUCGGAGGCCUAGGCGGGCUAGGGGCCUUGACUGGGCCGGGCCUGGCCAGCUUACUGGGCAGCGGGGGUCCUCCGGCGAGCAGCUCUUCGUCCAGCUCUCGGAGCCAGUCGGCAGCGGUCACCCCGUCUUCCACUGCCUCUUCCGCGCGUGCCACCCCCGCCCCUUCUGCUCCAGCAGCUGCUUCUGCGACCAGCCCCAGCCCUGCGCCCAGCUCGGGCAGCGGAGCCAGCACGGCCGCCAGCCCCACCCAGCCCAUCCAGCUGAGCGACCUGCAGAGCAUCCUGGCCACCAUGAACGUGCCAGCCGGGCCAGGCGGCGGCCAGCAAGUGGACCUGGCCAGCGUGCUGACCCCCGAGAUCAUGGCGCCCAUCCUCGCCAACGCGGACGUGCAGGAGCGCCUGCUGCCCUACCUGCCCUCGGGAGAGUCGCUGCCCCAGACGGCGGAGGAGAUCCAGAACACGCUGACCUCGCCCCAGUUCCAGCAGGCCUUGGGCAUGUUCAGUGCAGCCUUGGCCUCGGGGCAGCUGGGCCCCCUCAUGUGCCAGUUCGGCUUGCCUGCGGAGGCUGUGGAGGCCGCCAACAAGGGCGAUGUGGAAGCGUUUGCCAAAGCCAUGCAGGACAGCGCCAGGCCCGAGCAGGAGGGCGGCGGGAAGGACAAGAAGGACGAGGAGGAGGACAUGAGCCUGGACUAGGUCUGCGGCCCGCUGCCCUGCGUCCCCGCCGCCGCGCACCCCUAAAUAAAGUCUUACCUGCCAGCUCUGGCUUCCCGCGUGCCCCCCUGGGCCCCCCCGCCUCCCUGUUCCUUCCGUCAGAGCCCGCGCUCGGGUGGACACAGGCCGCGCUUUCAGUUUAGUUUUAAUUCAGUGACGCCGAAAGCGUAGGAGGGGAAAACUGGUCACAAAAGGCGGACUCUGAGCCGGCUCCAGACACAAGGUCCGUCUUCCUCGC